UACCACAUAAGUGUUCAUUACUUUAUCCCUGUGUUUAAACAUUUAAAUAUUUCGGAUCAUAUUUUUAAACAAUGUUUCGUUGUUGUUGAAAGAUUCAUAAAUUUCAUCUGUGGUAUUCAAGACCCAGUGUAAGUGUACAGUACUCAGAGCGAUUUACACAUUGGAGUCAAUGAACAAUUUCUCUGUAAAUACAAAAGAUAUUAGAUGAUAAAAAUGUUUUUCACGGGAAGGAUCCAGUAUAUUUGUCUUCAUUUAAUAGCAACAAGUAUAGUUGGUGUACAAUAUGCAUCUGCAACUUCAUUGACUACAAUCGUUGCUUCAUCGACUUUAGAAAUAUCUGAAUCUACCGGAACGAUUCCAUCUACUUAUAACACGUAUGAAUCUACCCAUAUAGCAGAUUCAUUAAUGUUUUCUGCUACAGGUGCUAUUGCACCUUCGGUAUCUGCCGUCGACGAAUCCUCAACAAUUGUAGUUGGUAUGUCAUCCUCAACUGCGAUGGAGAACGAAUCUUUGUCCUCUCAUCCAACACCAGAAUUAAUUACCACUGUAAGUGAAUUUGCAUCUACCGCUAUAAUAUCUACAAUAACAAGCGAAUCUUCUUUUCAAGACAUAUCAAUGUCGCCGUCUAUUGAAACAUCCAACAGUGAAAUGACAUCGAUAUACACCGCUGCACAAAGUGGUGAAAUAAUGUCAUCUUCAGUUGCAGAUCAUUUAUCUAGUGCACUGGAGUCAUCAUCUGCUUUGGUAGACGUCUCUUUGUCAAGCGAUGAAAUAACACAAUUGUCUACGGCCGUAACAGCAUCACCCACAGACUUGAUGAGUGCCUCGUCUAUGGCUGGGACUUUAUCUACUGAUGCAAUGUCAACAUCGUCUAUGACCGAUGCUCCAUCAUCUUCAAUUUCGGUAGCAUCUUCAUUACCAGCAGAUGUUUCAACCUCGUCUGCCACUGUAGACGUGUCGUUAGAUUCUGAAAUUAUGUCGUCAUCGACAGUAUAUAUUGACCAGUCUUCGUCAACUGAUGGAACAACACUGCAAUCUACUGCUGUGACAGAACUAUCGUCUCAAUUUUCAGCUGAAUCUUCUAUCGCUGUUGACGAAUCGUCAUCUUCAGAUGUCAUUGCUGCAUCGUCAACCGUUAUGGAUGCCUCUUCAUCUAGUGAUGGAAUGUUACAAUCGUCUAUGGUUGAGAUGGGGUCUUUAUCCACUUAUGCUAUGUCGACAUCAUCUAUGAUUAUUACCGGGUCUUCAUCAACUGGCGUAACGUUACAACCAUCUACCAGUAUGGGCGAUCCUUCAAGUGCUGGUGAAAUGUCAUAUGUAUCUACCGUUGGCGACGAGUAUUCAUCCAGUGAUAUAAUGUUCCAGUCAUCUUUCAUGAUGACCGAGUCUUCAUCCUCUGAUAUUAUGUCACAAUCGUUCACUGCUGAUACAGGAUCUUCAUCCUAUAAUGCCAUGUCACCUUCGUCUAUGACAAUGAUAGAAUCGUCAUCUACAGGUGAAAUGUCACUGUCGGCGAGCUUUAUGGGCGAGUCAUCAAGUAUUGAUGUACUGUCAUCAUUGUCUACAGAUGCGACCAUGUUUCAAUCUUCUAAUAUACAGUCAGCUCCGCCUACCAUUAUAGAAGAUUCUUCAUCUUCUGAUGUAAUGUUAUCAACGUUUAGUGUUGUUAUCGAUUCUUCGUCCAAUUUAAUGAUGUCACCAUCAUCUUCUGCUAUUGACGAGGUUAUUUCAACUGAUGAAAUGUCACCUUCGUCUCUUAUCGUCGAACCUUUAUCUUCAAAUCUAAUGACACCAGCAUCCACCGUAACAUCAUCCUCUAUCGCAGUAUCUGGAUCUUCAGGUGUAAUGCCAACCUCCUCUAUGUAUAUGGACCAAUCGUCAUCGUCAUCGACUUAUAUUAUGUCAUCAUCAUCUUCUAUAGCAGUAUCUGAAUCUAUAUCCAUUGAUGUAAUGACAUCCUCAGCUUCCGUUAUGGGCGAAUUUUCAUCUGCAGAUGUAAUUACAACCUCCUCUAUGAUUAUGGGCCAAUCGUCAUCGACGUAUGGAAUGUCAUCGUCAUCUUCUAUUGCAGUUUCUGGAUCUACAUCAGUGGAUGUUAUGACAUCAUCAUCUUCCGGUAUGGGCGAAUUUUCAUCUGUUGAUGUAAUUACAACAUCCUCUAUAAUUAUGGACCAAUCGUCAUCGACGUAUGGAAUGUCAUUAUCAUCUUCUACUGCAGUUUCUGGAUCUACAUCAGUGGAUGUUAUGACAUCAUCAGCUUCCAUUGUGGGCGAACUUUCAUCAGCAGAUAUAAUUACAACCUCCUCUAUGAUUAUGGACCAAUCGUCAUCGACUUAUGGAAUAUCAUCAUCAUCUUAUAUUGCAGUUUCUGAAUCUGCAUCCAUUGAUGUUAUGACAUCAUCAUCUUCCGUUAUGGGCGAAUUUUCAUCUGCAGAUGAAAUUGCAACCUCCUCUAUGAGUAUGGACCAAUCGUCAUCGACUUAUGUAAUGUCAUCAUCAUCUGCCAUUGUCCACUCUUCAUCUGUGGAUAUUAUAUCAUCUACUGUGGCAGUUGAUACUUCAUCUACAGUUGUAAUUAUGUCACCAUCUACAAGUGCAAUGUCUUCAAUGGUAGAUGAUCAAUCGUCGAUAGCAUCGAUAUUUACAUCUAUAGCUUCAAGUAUUGCAGAAAUUCCUUCAUCAGAAUAUGUCAGUGCUUUUGCAUCAUCGUCUGUUGAAGCUGUGUCUAGUGAAGCAGGAUCAUUUUCAUCUGUCGACCAAAUGAUCUCGUCGGCAAGUACAAUGUUGCAAUCAACUUUAUCGGUAGAUUCUGGAAUAAUGUCAUCGUCCAUUAAUUAUAUUUCAUCUACCCUAUCCGCCUCUUUCGUGGUAGACACAUCACAAGCUAUAAGUUCGUCUGCUAUAUCAACACCCAUGUUAGAGUCGUCAACUGUUGAAUCGACAGCUACAUCUUUAGCUGCACAAUCGAGUUUAGUUCAAUCAAUUUUAGUAUCUGCCACCAUGUCUGAUACCAUGUCAUCUACUAUGACUGUUGAAACCACUACUCAUGACACAGAAACAACAUCAACACAUACUGUAGCAACUUCAACAGAAGCGGCAACAACUACAGAAACAGCAACAACACAGACUGAAACAACUUCAACAGAAGCGGCAACAACUACAGAAACAGCAACAUCACAGACUGAAACAACUUCAACAGAAGCGGCAACAACUACAGAAACGGUAACAACUCAGGCUGCUACAGUAACAGAAACAACUUCCAAGGCUGCAACAACUACAGAAACAGCAACAACCCAGGCUGCUACAGUAGCAGAAACAACUUCCAAUGUUGCAACAACUACGUUAACAGCAACAACUCAGGCUGUUACAGUUGCAGAAACAACCUCCAAGGUUGCAACAACAACAGUGCCAUCGACGUCAGCUCCGAAUAUUAAUUAUGCAGUAGUGUUCACAUUGAAUACAACAACAUACGAAAACGUAGACAGUUCGAUAUUAAAUACUCCUUCUUCAGACGAAUAUAAAGAAAUAAAAUUGGGGCUUGAAGAAUAUUGGAAGGACAAACUUGGAGCAAUCUUUGUCAGCAUUACAAUAACAUCAAUUCAAAAAGGAAGUAUAAUUGCAGACCACAAUGUAACGACAACGACAGAUAGUCCUACCACCAUUGUUAAUGCCGUCACUGAUCUAGUAAAUGGCGCGUCAUCUGUUACACUUGGAAACAUACCUACAAAAGCAACCAGUGCUAAUAUUACAACAGCUGGUUCAUCAGGCAAUCCAGGCAAUACAGCUUACAUAUCAAACUCAGCUCAAUCAAAAGAUCUAUGCACUGCUUUGACUACUUUAUCACCAUGCAGUUCUGGAGAGGAAUGUACAGUUUCCAAUGGCUACCCAUCAUGUGUUGCUAAAAAGGUUUACUCUUCAGAUGAUAAUAUUCCUUUGAUAAUGGGAGUAAGUAUUGGAGGUGUACUUUUUCUAAUGACAAUUGCUAUUAUCUUGAUGAUGGUGGCGAUGUACGCGAGAAGACGCCGUCAAAGAAGAAGGGGAUUUAAGUCAAGCUCAAGUAGUGAUGCAGACACUCCAUACGGUAUUGGGUUAAAAUAUCAUCCGUUCCAAGAUACUUUAUAUGCCGGUGGACCAGAAUACCACAACAGAAUGUUCAUGCAUGGAGCUGGUGCAUGGUCAGAAACAGAAUAUCCUAAUCAAGCAUACAUGAUGAAAGAUUUUCAAAUAAAGCGACCGCAAGUAGAUGUAGGCUACAACACCUCAUGAUAAAGCUUGUUUCAUAUAGCUAGAAUGACCAUAUAGGUUUAAUGAGAAGUAAUAUUGUGCAUUAUUUCCAAUCAAGACCAUAGUAGCCAAGACAGAAUUAUUAUUGAUGAUGCCGUUUUCGAAGGAAAUAUUUCUGUGUAAAGCUGUAUAGGAAAUGAAACAGAUUCCCAAGUUAACAUUAAAUAUAUUGAGAGAGACAAUUGGUGCUAAAUGUAUAUUUGCUCCCUAUAUUGUUUAUGUGUAUUUUAUGACAAACUAUAUUAAGUGCCGUUGGUAACUUAAAUUUACAAAUAGUAAUUUUAUUUUUAAAACCUGGAUAGCGGUCAUGUGUCAUGAUUAUCAUUUCGUCCCUAAUGGGUCCCUAAGAAAAUAUCAAGAUCAAACUUGUACACUAAUAUAUGUAAUUGAGUUAUUAAAGCUAGUUUCCUAAUGCACGUAAGUGUGAUUGAAUUUGUCAUGCAUUUAUCUGCAAUAUAAAUUUUGUAAGCCAAACCUGGCGGUAUGCUAAAUGAUGGUUAUGAAUGAAAAUAUAAUGUAUACAAGUUUAACUGCGCCGUUUUACUGUACAAGCAUUUCGAAAUAAAUAUGAUAGAAAUAUAAAUGUAUUAAAAAUCAACUGUUUGUUUAAAGGUCAACGAAAGAUAACUCUAUAUCAAAUACUUACUUCGUGAAUUUUAUUUUGCGUUAUUGUACUGAAAAAAAAUACCUUGACUGCAGUGCUUAAUUUCAUUUUGUUUUUAAGAGAUAUAUUUGUACUUGCCAUGCUCCCCGAAAAAAAUUGGGAGCACAUAGAUCAGUUGUUCAGAUCAGAGAGUCUCUCUAUAUUGGUUGGCGUUCACAGUUUCUUUCUUCAAUCAUAUUUCAGUGUCACGAGUACACUUCCUGACAGUACGCUGACGAAUUUGUGUUCAAAAUUAUGAAGUUGUCAUUCGUUAUAAAGUGUAGUUUUAUUUCAUUGUUUAAACGAUAUUUCAGUAUUUCUGAAACUAAAGAUUCUAGAAAUUACGGAAAAUUAAAAUGUAUACACUGAUGCGUUAACAUUUUAACUAUGAAUACUAGUAGGUUUUCAAUGUGACUUUAUAAAUAUUUAUUUUACAACAAUUUUUAAGAAGUAUUGGUGUUUUAUUUGCUUGAUUACCGAAGAAAAUAAUUUUUCAGCAUUUUUCUGAGCAUAAAAUAAUCAAAUGUAUUUUUUGUUUGUUAUACGAGUUUUGAAAUGUAGUGUUAUAUAAGUUAAUGUUCAUUUAUAUAUAACGAAAAAAUAUAUGUAUCAUUAUAAACAAUUACUUUAUGUAUCUUAUGUUCUUUUAAUUUUUUGUCUUCAGUCGGGGUUUGGGGGUUGUUUGUUUUUAAUUCUAAUUGGUAAUGAAGGGUGAAAAACACAUAUCUUUAAUAUUAAUAUUGUAUUAGACAGAUGCUGACUGUGUCGAUGUUUUUGUUACAAAUUACUAUUUAUUGUAUUUUACUGAAUUAACGUAUGCCUUUGUUAUGUUAUAUCUAUUAUGUCUAUAUUAUUGUCUUUGUUACCUUAUACUUAAACUGCCAUAUAUUUUUGAUAAAA
Mytilus trossulus (common blue mussel) is the source of this 5827-nucleotide messenger RNA. Its product is annotated as serine-rich adhesin for platelets-like. Lineage: Eukaryota; Metazoa; Mollusca; Bivalvia; Mytilida; Mytilidae. The transcript is spliced from 13 exons. The coding region runs from base 205 to 4266 and encodes 1353 amino acids. The record is from RefSeq and is a predicted model, not a curated record.